This is a messenger RNA of Cyclocybe aegerita, 2436 nucleotides long. The record is from the annotation of a GenBank genome assembly. Lineage: Eukaryota; Fungi; Basidiomycota; Agaricomycetes; Agaricales; Hemipholiotaceae.
AUGUCCCCCGUCGAACACAGCCCAAGGAGGAGGCCAAUAGGUCUCGAAUGGCGCUCCUCCUCGUGGGUGAUCACAGCCGUCAUUGGAUUAGGCAUCGCCGUAGAUCUACUCGUCUAUUCGAUCAUCAUUCCUAUAAUGCCAUUCCAGCUCGAACUGCUAGGGCAUUCCAACGUAUCUGCGCUGACCGGGUGGUUACUUUUCGCAUAUUCUGGGGGGUUGGCUCUCUCUACCAUACCGAUCGCCAUGCUAUCUGAACGCUACAAGGCCCGACAAAUGCCCUUAAUUUUCGGCUUGUUUGUUCUCAUCGCCUCGCAAGUCCUGCUUAUGGAAGCACCGAAUUAUCCUGUAAUGUGUGUUGCGCGCUUCUUUCAGGGAGCUGGCUCCGCCAUGGUUUGGGUAGUUGGACUAGCACUUCUAUGCGACUCUUCUCCUCCCUCUAUGGUUGCUUCACAAUUAGGGUUCGCGAUGAUGGGCAUGUCGUUAGGGAAUGUGGUGGGUCCUCCUGUGGGCGGCCUUCUGUACAGUCGUUUCGGCUUCCGGGGACCGUUCGUCUUUGGCAUCGCCGCCACAGUUCUGGAUCUAAUCGGUCGACUGAUCAUUAUCGAACGUAAGGAAGCCCUACUAUGGGGUGUUGAUCCAGCAAGAGUGGCAGACGUCGUGCAGGAAUCGGACCAUUCACCUUCGCCGCCAAUAUCUGAGGCGGAAGUGGACGUACAAGCUCAAGUGCUUCCGCCCUCUGAUGUCGAAGCUCGCAAGGAUGAAGCCACUACAAAAGAAUCCACGCCGUCUCCUGUCGCCGAAGAGAAUCCUCCCGUGAAACAUCUUUCAUCGCUUGCGGUCGUGGCCAAACUAGCAACUUCCUCGAGAGCGGCGGUUGCUUUGAUCAUCAUUUUCGUCACUGGGAUCGUAUAUGCUAGCCAAGAGCCAGCAAUCCCGGUCCACCUCCAACGGGUCUGGGGUCUUAAUCCCCGGACUGUCGGCAUUGUAUUUGUUGCUGCUGUCCUCCCCACUAUUUUCUCCGCUCCCCUAACCGGGUACCUCACCGAUAAGAACGGAGCUGAAUGGCCGACGACGCUCACUUUGCUGUUGGCUCUUCCCUGGUGGGGAGUCAUCAUUAUAGAAUACAAAUUGGCGCUCUUCAUCGUAGCCUUUGCGCUUGAAUCGUUCUUCACAUCGGGCGUCGUGUCUCCUUUGACGGCUGAAUUAGCGGCCGUAUCUGGCGACUUAGACGGCAUAGGCUAUGCCCAUGUCUACGGCGCCUUCACCCUUGUGUACGGCAUCGGGACUGCAGUUGGGCCCAUCGUCGGCGGUCAAUUCCUCGCCAUCGUUCUCGGGAUGGCACAAGAGGGCCUCGCGCCCGACAGAUACGCCAACCUGAUCCGGUCCGACUUCUGGUUCUGCGAUGGCAACAUCGUUAUCGUCGCUGGGCGCGCGGCUUUCAAAGUCCAUCGGGGUCAACUUGAGCGACAUUCCGAAGUCUUUAGCGACCUUUUCUCUGUGCCCCAACCGAAGGAUCAGGAACUAGUUGAUGAUUGUGGAGUUGUCGAGCUUCAGGAUUGUCCGUCCGAUGUUUUCUAUUUUCUGAGUGCUCUCUACGACGGCUUAUACUUCAAGAAAUCCCGUGCAUCCGACUUUCCUGUUAUCGCCGCUAUCCUUCGUCUUUCCACAAAAUACCUUGUCGACCAUCUUCGCCAACGAUGCAUUGCCCGUUUAGACGCAGACUGGUCGCUGACUCUUGCUGAAUGGGAUCUUCGGGAGCAACGAUGCACAGACGAGAACGGAAGGUAUAUACCACGCGACCACUGCGCCCACCCCAUCCUCGUCAUCGAGCUUGCCCUCGACAUGAACCUACCCUCUAUCCUCCCCGCCGCUCUAUACGACUUAUCAAGAUACGGCCCAAGCAAAAUCAUGGCUGGCUGCUCGUAUCCGACAACGACCUACGACCGUCUGGUUAGUCAACUCACCGCGGCGCCUCUACCGCUAGAGCGGUCGGUCAACCUUUCUCGCGACCUCCUCUGCCGAACCCUUCGUGGACGUGAAGCUACGCAGCGGUACAUGGCGGGGUUCAUUGCUCGAGAGCUCCACUGCCGCGCGCCAGCGACGGACUGUCUCAACCGGAUGGAGAAGGAGAACCCGAGUCGCCAGUGUCACGAAUCGUUCUACUUCAUCAUGCUGAACAUCUUGCGUUCGGUCGGCGGGAUCGCCUGCGGCCGCGACGCGGAUCCGCUUUACACCCUUGUUCAGGCAACGGAGAUGCUCACAAGGACCGACUUCUCGGAUGGACAACGUCAGUGCGGGUUGAAACUUUGCAAGGCUUGCAAGGCUGACUUUGCAGCGUCGGCGUCGAAGGCGAGGGAGGAGGUUUGGUUGAUGCUGCCGCAAUGGUUUGGUCUGGUCGAUGGCGAGACGCCGACUUCGGUGCUUGACUUGGACUGA